Messenger RNA from Culex quinquefasciatus (southern house mosquito), 883 nucleotides. Its product is annotated as glutathione S-transferase E14. Bases 126 to 785 code for a protein of 219 amino acids. Gene Ontology annotation, biological process: glutathione metabolic process. The transcript is spliced from 5 exons. The record is from RefSeq and is a predicted model, not a curated record. NCBI's taxonomy places the organism in Eukaryota, Metazoa, Arthropoda, Insecta, Diptera, Culicidae. Gene Ontology annotation, molecular function: glutathione transferase activity.
GAAAGCAGAUCUUCGUUCUAUCAUUCAGUUUCAAUCACGAUCAGUCGUCGUUAAUCGGUUCGAGGAGAAAAACGUCUUAAAAGAUAGAUAGAGAGUAUAUUUCGUAUUUUUUCAACAGUUCUACGAUGUCGAAACCUGUGCUGUAUUACGACGAUGUCAGUCCUCCGGUACGAAGUGUUCUUCUAACGAUAGCAGCUUUAGAUAUCAACGACAAAAUAGAUCUAAGCUGGAUUCACCUAUUUGGAGCAGCUCAUUUGAAGGAAGAUUUCGUUAAAAUCAAUCCCCUGCAUACGGUUCCCGUGCUGCAACACGAAGAUUUGGUUCUAACGGACAGUCAUGCCAUUUUAGUGUACCUUUGCGACAUUUCUGGUACGGAUAGCAGCUUUUCACUGGAAAAUCCAAAGCAGCGUGCCAAAGUGCUCAAUCGACUUUGCUUCAAUAAUUCAAUUUUCUUCGCCAGGGACGCUGAGCUCAUGCGUAAAAUUUUUCAUCGGCAAAUAACAGACGUUGCGGAACAUUUGAAACCUGUUGAAGAAGCGAUCGACUUUUUGGAGGUUUAUUUGAGUGACACUAAAUUUGUUGCAUGUGAUGAAUUAACGGUGGCCGAUUUCUCGAUCGUGGCCACGCUCAGUACCCUGGAAUCGGUCUGUCCCAUUGAAGGGAGCCGCUGGCCGAAAGUGCACACCUGGUAUGGAAGAAUGAGACAGCUACCCUACUACCAUGAAGCUAACCAGGUUGGGCUGGAUAAGCUGAGAGACAAAUUGAACUCAAUUCUUUUGAAAUAGUUAGAUAUACCUAAAUCAGGAUGCAGCAAAGUUCAACAAACUUGUUUGGUCUGUAUUAAUUAUUAUUGUUUCAAUAAAAUGUUUUCUAAUCUAAUUGG